Messenger RNA from Paramecium tetraurelia, 537 nucleotides. RefSeq lists its product as uncharacterized. The record is from RefSeq and is a predicted model, not a curated record. NCBI's taxonomy places the organism in Eukaryota, Ciliophora, Oligohymenophorea, Peniculida, Parameciidae. The transcript is spliced from 4 exons.
AUGAUUGCCAUACUUAUCAAUUCAAGCCACUAUCAAACAUAAAAGGGUGCCAAAUUGAAUUGGAGAUUCAUCAAAAAUUUCAUCUUAUUGGUCCAAGAUUCGGAUAACCCAUAAGAUCCAAAUAAACUCAAACUUUUUAAAUUUGAUUUCCAGAAAAAUUAAGAGAUGGGGGAUAUUUAAAAUUUACAUGAUCAAAUAAUGCCUUACUUUAAUGAUGACUGGAGAAGAGCAAGAUUUCCCUUCUUAGCAAUAGUUGAUUGUAGUCAAAAUUAAAGAAAAUCACGUUUGCGAUCAAAUAGCAUGUUUCCUUAUGUGGAAUAUUUAGAAAAUAAAAAGAAACUCAUUAAUCCGAAUGUAUUUGAGAUGUAUGUCUAGGAAUUAGGUCGAUAUAAAAAUAGGGAUCAAUAUCAAAGAACCGUGUUCAUUUAGAUUGAAAAUUGGCAACAAAUUCAACAAGAGAGAAUCAUCGAUAACAUACUUGAUAACAUAAUUAUUUUUAUUUGGAAUGGGGGAUUCGACAAUAGGAAAUUAUAGUGA